Molecule: messenger RNA, 2579 nt
Organism: Marchantia polymorpha subsp. ruderalis
Lineage: Eukaryota; Viridiplantae; Streptophyta; Marchantiopsida; Marchantiales; Marchantiaceae
Source: the annotation of a GenBank genome assembly
GUGAACUGAGACAAGUUCCCUCACUCUUCUUUCAGUUGCAAUUAUCGUAAUUCCACGAAAUGGGCUUCUCGUAACCAUCAGCUACGUGCAGCAUGCAGGACCUACAACACUUCGGGCCACGUCACGCUGUGCAAUUCCACUUAGGCCCUGCCGCGUCAUGCUCUUUCGGAACUGCAUGUCAUGCUCGGUCUCCAUCUCCCUCUCUGUCCCUCUUGAGGAAAAAUUACGUGAAAUCGUCCUGGAUUCAUUCAUGGGCGCACAAUUUCGAUCGCCGCGGGGCCUAACGACGAAGCAGAGCAAUUUCCAGGCUGCUGUUGAUUGCGGCGUUCGACGCUCCUCCUAGUUGAGGCCGUGGGAUCUACGCAUCCGUGCUUGUUGUGUUUGGAAUUUCGCAGACGGGGAAUUUCGCUCCGUCAUCUGCUGAGUCUCCACACCGAGGUGAUUGUCCGGUGUGGGCUGGGGAGUUCGCGAACAAGUGCGCGCUGCGAUGUCUGGAGCACGGCGGUUGCCUAUGGUCCAGCGACUGGGAGUACUGGCGGCCUUUAAUGUGGCUGUGUACUUCGCGUACAUUCAAGUCAUUGAGAGGUCAAAGCAAAGAGGAGGUAGUUUCUCGAAAGACGGUUAUGACUACUGGAGCAUGUUCAAAAAGCCGAAGCACCAGUUGGAGCUGGAAGAGAAGGUUGUAGCAGAAAAGAAAGCUCAAGGUUGAUAGAAUAUCUCUGAUGAAUUCGCCUUGUCGUGCUGCGAAUGUUCCAUAAAUAGAUUAGUGCUAGGCCUUACAACUGGUACUCUGUAGCCUUAACAAAAACUCGAAUUUCCUGUAUUUAAGGUGUCAUUGGGAGGCUGGAAAGUCAAUACGCUAGUAAUACCAGUUAGCAAGCUCCUCUCGUUUUUCCAAGACACAUCAGUUCAAGCAACUAUUACGAGUUCGGUAAUGUGAGGAGUUGACUGAACAUAUGCCUAGUGUCUCUACUAUAUUGAGAGCAACGGAUUGAGAUCGUCAGAAUUUGCUAUUGUAGAGAGCAUGGAGAGCAGAGGUAAAGCUUCGAAUGACAAGCUAUCAGCUCUCUCAGUGGGAAAAGAAUUCAUUCCCGAUGGAUGUGUUUGUAGAUGAUUCUGGAUCAAAAGUAAAGAAAAGGGAAAUUAUAUCGUGAGGUAGCUUUGGUGAAAAGCGAGAACGUGGCAUUUUUCUUGAGGGGAGCGAUGUCCUUGGUUGAAAGUUUUUCCAAGGAAGUGGAGGAAGACUCAACAGCAGCUAGGAAUACACUAUCUUCCUCUUACUUGAUGUUUCAGCAAAGGCAGGACGAGGAGGCUGUUCUCCACACUGAACCCUCUGAUGGCCCUCCCGACGGUUUCUUUUCAUUAUCCACAUGCGGAUUAGAAAUCUCUACUCGCGCUUGAGUCGGUAGGCACGCCGAUGCGCGGCGUAGUGAAUGAUGUUCGGGUGUGGAAGAAGUUCAGUCUUCGACUCCCCUUAAGCGAAGACAUGUGAGAUGACAUUCUUAUGAUAGUUGUCAAGAGGGCCAACAGAAAGCUGAAGAGUACGAGGCUUGUAAUGUGCCUAAUGAUCAGUGAUGCAGGACUGGCUAUGUGCUGUCUCUCUGUCCAGAGCUUGAGAAGGGUGAAGUAAGUCUUUGGAAGGGGAUGCCUGGUAUCAAACAGUAGCGAGGUAGAGGAACAUUCAACAUAAACGCCAACACUGGAAUGCCCUUAGAGACAUGGUUUUGAGCAGUAGGGAACAUCAGUCAACGCUCAUCAGACCUAUUUAACGGAAUGCAGAUCCUCUAUCAGUAGCGGGUGACGAACGAGAUAUCGAUGUUGGAACGCUAAUGGGCAAAGUUUCUGUACUACUAAGUUGUCACAACGAGGGGUGUGCGGUCUAUUUACCAAAAUUCAAUGAGUGCUGUACUUGUUUUCUUAAGGAUUAGGAGUUGAAGAAACCAGUUUCAAAGACCUUGUUUGUUUGAGCUGCUGGUUGCAAUCUACGAAUUGAGGACAAUGGAAGGGUGCCACCAGCAGGUAGCACAAGGCGAAGUUCCGUGAAGGGCACUCAUGUAACAAUGUGAUCUGUGAGGACUGCUUAUAAUUUUUACGGAGAAAAAAUAUAUCUGGAAGUUUGUGAUGAUGUCAUUUCUGGAGCCUACGGAUCGGUUUAAUUCUGGGCAUGGAGUUGAAUCGUUGAUUUCAGGAGAAUUGGAUCAUACGAAAGAUGAAAUUUUGAGAUCACAGGUGAUGCUUUUCAACUUCGAUUCUUACGAUGACAUGGGGUUUAUUUUAAGUUCCAGUUAACCCAGCUAUUUACAGCAACGUCGUACGACUGUAAGCUAUAUAAGCCCCUUUGUGCGUUUUGUUUCGAGCGUCAGCUCUUGAUUCUUCAUCAUUCUAGAUGGAUGGGGAAUAUGGAUGGAAAACGACAAUUCAUCUCCUUAAUAAGUUGCUAGAAUUGUAUACUCGAGUGAAGUAAUAUAUCUAUGUUGGGUGAGAUACUGUGGACUUCGAGAACUUGCUAUUGUAGUGGCUUUUUCAAGUUACACUUGGAGAGAUUUUUUUUUACUUUGCGGGGAUGGAAGAGAAAACGG